AUUAAGAAAUCGUUAUAUUAUAUUGAUGUGGAAAUUAAAAAUAUUUUUAUAGAAAAAAUAACAUGUUUUUAGGCUUUUGUAUCAUUUUAGGAAGAUUUGCAUUCAGUUUCGAUCAUCAGCUUCUCGCUUGUCUUCAGGCUGAAGCUAUCAUCGCAAUACUAAAAUUGUGACAUAAGGCUCCUUUGUUUCGCGCAAAUUGGGGAGUUCUUACUCCUCGAAAGAUUCUUGCAAAAUUUCAGAAAUCCUUACCUCAUAACCGGAAUAAAAAUUUCUCUCGGUUGUCAUCGAUAUGCAAGGACGCACGCGAUUUUCAUGAUUGGUCGCGAUAGCGAGCAAGAACAAGAUUGAAUCCAAAAGGAGCGAAAUGAGCGCGAAGCGGCGAAGGGUGUCGUCGCGAUGCAGACAAAAUGCACGAGGACACAAGGGUGCGAGUACAUACACGUUGGACGCCUUACCGCCGGAAAUCCUCAGCAUCAUCCUGAAGAUGCUGCCGUUGCACGAUGUUGCCUGCGUCGUUCGUCUGGUCUCCAGACGUUGCUCUGACAUUGCUGCCACGGUACUGAACAGCGAAUUUCUCCUGGCUGGCACUAGGCUAGAGAUUGCAAUAAAGCGCACGGAAGACCUUAUGAGCAGUGUAAAGACUGACAUGGAGUUACUGGAGUGCAACAAAAUUUUCAACGCGCUGGAAAUCAUUCGAGCCCAAUAUCGGAUGUUGAAGGCGGUCACUUGGCGCUACACGCAUCCCAGGUCGCGCGGCUUACCCGUCUCGUGCUUCUAUGGCGGUAGAAUACUUGAUAAUCUCAAUUAUCUAUUAUACACGGUCUUCAACUUUCCUUGCCAAGGAUCGUGCGUCUUCAAUUACAUCGAUCUGCAGAUCUUCGCGCGCACUUGCGAGAACUUUAUGGAUCACUUUGAAAAGGUCACCGAGCGCAGAAUAAAUAGAUCCGCGCUGAUCUCAGGAUGCAAGCUCGUCGAUGUGCUGGACUGUCUCGAGGAGGGUCGGCAAGUAUUGUCAUUCAGGAUCUCGUCGAGAACAGAAAACCCCAUGGUCAGCAUGCAUCUCAGAUAUGUCCUGAGACACGCCUGGUUCACGUGUUUGCGAGUGCCUAAUGCAAGCAACGAGUAUUGUUGGCGGGACAAACAGCGAUAUAUGUAUCUAAGAUUACGCCGGCUGGUCAACAGCUACAACAAACAUUUAUUUCACAAGCUGCAUUAUGAGCGCAAACUCAUCCUUCGAGCGACGACACCGCAGUUGAUAUCCCGCGGACGACCGUUGGCCUCCACAUAUUCGGGAUACGGGGAAUACGGAGGACAGUUUUUCUACUAUGGGAACAUGAGCAAAUAUGCUUAUGAGAAUCGAUUCAGGCAUGCAAGAGCCAGUAACGCGGAAAACACCGGCAGAGAAUUGGAAGAGGAGACCAAUAGAUCGCCUUCCUUCGACUUGAUCAUCGGAGUUCAAUUAAGAUGUUCGCCAGAAUUGGCGCCGCUGACGGCAAAAAUGAACCUGAAGACUGACAGUUUGGAAGGCUCCAAUACCAACUCGCCACAGGAAUUGUACCUGAAACUGAGUACAAAAUGCGCGGUAUCCAAGACCAAUAGAUUGCCAGAUACCUGUAUCUGGGAGGUGCAGGGGUGCUCCCGAAAAAACCGUUUGCGAUAUCGUUAAAUUAUAUAUACAUUCUUAUAUUUUAUGUACAAUAAUAUUUAGCGAUUAGAUCGAUUUUUAUCGUUGUGUAUAACCAAAAAAACUUAUAAAAUAAAAUGGUCCAUACAUUUUACUCAAUGCUCAAUUUUUCAAAUUCCUUUUUCAUGAUUUAUUAUAGA
Messenger RNA from Monomorium pharaonis (pharaoh ant), 1824 nucleotides. RefSeq lists its product as uncharacterized. Gene Ontology annotation, molecular function: protein binding. The record is from RefSeq and is a predicted model, not a curated record. Bases 365 to 1666 code for a protein of 433 amino acids. Lineage: Eukaryota; Metazoa; Arthropoda; Insecta; Hymenoptera; Formicidae. The transcript is spliced from 7 exons.